AUGGGAUGUACAGCUCUUCAUUUUGCAGCAAUUGCUAAUAAUAAGGAAACAAUUAUGCUUCUCCUUUCAUACAAUCCAAAUGUUGAUGAAAAAGAUAAAUAUGGGAAAACUGCUCUUCAUUAUGUGGCAAUGUAUAAUUCCAAAGAAAUGGUUGAAUCUCUUAUAGAUCAUGGUGCAAAUAUCAAUGAAAAAGAUAUUGAUGGAAAAACAGCUUUCAUUGAUGCAAUAUGUAACAAUAGUAAAGAAGUAAUUAAACUUCUUCUUUCACAUGGUGCAAAUUUAAAUUCUUGA
This is a messenger RNA of Trichomonas vaginalis G3, 291 nucleotides long. RefSeq names its product Ankyrin repeat family. Gene Ontology annotation, cellular component: nucleus; cytoplasm. Gene Ontology annotation, molecular function: protein binding. The coding region runs from base 1 to 291 and encodes 96 amino acids. The record is from RefSeq and is a predicted model, not a curated record. Lineage: Eukaryota; Parabasalia; Trichomonadida; Trichomonadidae. The transcript has a single exon.